This is a messenger RNA of Labrus bergylta (ballan wrasse), 1291 nucleotides long. RefSeq names its product succinate receptor 1. Gene Ontology annotation, cellular component: plasma membrane. NCBI's taxonomy places the organism in Eukaryota, Metazoa, Chordata, Actinopteri, Labriformes, Labridae. Gene Ontology annotation, molecular function: G protein-coupled receptor activity. Gene Ontology annotation, biological process: G protein-coupled receptor signaling pathway. The record is from RefSeq and is a predicted model, not a curated record.
AGUUAUAAAGUAACUGAAGAAGUCUGCCAGGAGGUUUGGUUUGUCAUCUUUUGCAUAUUUUAUAAAUGCAAACAAACAUAACUUUUGUGGGUGGAUUUUCCAGCCAUGUCAUAUUAGAGGCACCAGCACCCUGACAUCUCAGUGUUUACUGUUUUCAGAGGACAGAUAGUGACUUCACCGGCUUAUGGUCGCACUCUCUAUUUAUUCUACCAACAACUACUUGAACAACUACAGCAUGGUGCCCCAAUGUACACAGAUAGAUGACAUGCUGGAGAAGUACUACCUGGCACCAUCUUAUGGCAUAGAGUUCUGCAUUGGUUUCCCUGGAAACCUUUUGGUUGUACUUGGAUACAUAUUUUGUUUGCAAGAGUGGCAGAGCUACAACAUUUAUCUCUUCAACCUAGCAGUGUCUGACCUUAUUUUCCUAUGCACACUUCCACGUCUCUCAUACCUCUAUGCAAAUGGCCAAUCAGAGACAAGUCCCUAUGCUUGCAUUUCCAAUCGCUAUGUCCUACAUGUGAACCUUUACUCUUCCAUCCUCUUCAUGGUUUGGCUUAGCAUGGACCGUUUUCUGCUCAUAAGAUAUCCAACACGGACCCAUUAUCUGCAGAGCCAGCGCUCAGCCCUGAUCAUUACAGGGCUGAGCUGGCUAGCUGUCAAUGUGGAAGUUGCUCCAAUGAUAGCGCUAAUGACCCAGGACCUGCAGAAUGAAAACUUGAGUCUCUGCAAGGAUUUCGCCAGUCUUAAUGGAGACAUCAAUCCAUUCGGAUACAGCCUGGGGCUAACCAUGACUGGUUACAUCCUUCCUCUGCUAGGACUUUGUGGUUUCUCCUACAAAAUUGAAAUGCUACGUGUCCAGGACAGGGCUCUACAACGCAGAACAACAUCAUACAAGCGGCCUCUCAGAGUUGUUAGAUCAGCAGCAGCCAUGUUCCUGGUCCUUUACACUCCCUAUCAUCUGUUGAGGAAUGUAAGAAUUGCAUCUCUGCAGCCCUGGGCCGAGCUGCGGCUGUGUACGAAGAUGUACAUAGAGAGCCUGUACAUCAUGUCCCGUCCAUUGGCCUUCCUGCACAGCGUCAUCAACCCCGUCUUCUACUUCUUUAUGGGUGACAAGUUCAGAGUGCUCCUAUUAUCUAAGUUAAGAAAGCUGGUCAGAAAGCCAAAGCUGCAAAGAGAAUCAACCCUAACAAUUUCACCAUAGAGACACAAGAAGAACACCCAAAAAUCUCAGUUAGCUGUGUCUUUACAUAAUAUAUUGUGUCAAGUUUUUCUUUAAAUACCUAAUGUUAAA